CCCAAUAUCCGUGGCAAGACAAGGAUUGAAAAGAGAUUACGGUAAUCCAUCUUGUCAAAGUAAGCUUCGAAAAAAACCAGCCCACUAGGCUAAUGGGAAGGGAUCGGCGGCACGCGCAGCCUCCGGACCAUCCCACCCCACGCUUUCUCGAGCGAUGUCGUUAUUUUCGGACAUAUGUCGAAUAGCCGGGGUCGAGACUACCGGUGAGCUCGAUUCAAAGCCAACGACGGUCGAUCACUUUCAGCUCAUUCGCUGCGGGCUUCGUGACGGGACAGAUGCUGGAGAGGUGUUUGCCCGUAGUCCUGGCCCCAGGUCCAUAGAACGACCGGAUGGUGAGAGCACCGCCGGACAGUCAAUGUCGUCAUUGGAAACCGUUGCUUCCGCAGGUGCAACCUCGACGUUGCUGGUCAUCAUUUCGAAGGGGACACCGAAGGAGAUUUCGCCAUCGCCAGAGAAGUUGAGGGGCUGAUGGCGAACGCGCGAGGAAAGCCGUCAACCUGCGUCUGACAAGAAGUAUAAAAUCAUGUUCGAAGACGUACGUUGGUCACCCCUUUGUCUCUGCUGUGGGCAUCUCACACUCUUCGUCUCUACUCAUUAUCGACUGCAACCAUGAGACCCCUUCAGGCUUCAGUCCUCGGCCUCUUUGUCUCUGUAGCCGGCACAACCGCCGUGCCCCAGAAUGUGAGGAGAGACGCCCAGUUCAACAUCGGCCAACCCAUCGACGCCAACGGCAAGGGAGGUCCAAUCCUCGGCGGCACCAACAAUCAGGUCGACAGGGACAACCCCGACAACCUCGGCCAGCAGCCGACCGACAACGGCGUUGUGCCAAACUUGAAAUGGAGGUUCUCGGACUCCAAGACCCGCAUCCUCAACGGGGGCUGGGUGCGCGAGCAGGUCAUCCAGGACCUGCCCCAGAGCCACGACAUCGCGGCCGCCCAGCAACAUCUCAAGAAGGGCGCCAUUCGAGAGCUACACUGGCACAAAGUCGCCGAAUGGGGUAUUGUAUAUUCCGGGAGCGUUAUCAUCGGGGCGGUCGGUGAGGACGGCAAGAGCCAGGUCGAAAAGCUCAACUACGGUGACAUCUGGUACUUCCCCAAGGGGGCCGCUCACUACAUCCAGGGAGUCGACGACGAGAACGAGUAUCUCCUCGCCUUUGACGAGGCCGACUUCGACAAGAUCGGUACCACCUUCAACAUUGUCGACUGGCUGGCCCGCACCCCGAGAGACAUCCUGGCCAGGAACUUUGGAGUCGACCGCUCCGUUUUUGACAAGCUGCCGACCACGAACCCGUACAUUCUCAAUGGGACGGUGGCUACCACCAACGUGACAGUCAGUCCGGACCAGUACCUCUCGGGCAACAGCUCGUUCGUGUAUCGCACAUUCGAGCACCCGCCCGAGGUGGUCCCCGGCAACGGCGGCGAGUUCAGAAAGAUCGAUUCGACCAACUUCCCGAUCAGCAAGACGAUUGCAGCCACGUUUGUCACGCUAAAGCCUGGGGGCCUACGAGAGCUGCACUGGCAUCCCAAUGCUGAGGAGUGGCUCUACUUUCACAAGGGGACGGCCAGGGCGACUGUCUUCAUCGGAAGCUCGGCGGCGAGGACCUUUGACUUAGCGGCGGGCGACACCUUCGUCGCUCCGGAUAACUCGGCGUUCGUAUUCACGCAGUGUGCACUACAACGAACCAUUUGUUCUAAUUUGUUGCGCAGGCAUUACAUCGAGAAUACCUCCGACACGGAGGACCUGGUAUGGAUAGAACUGUACAAGUCGGACAGGGUAGUAGACAUUUCUCUGGCCCAAUGGCUAGCUCUCACACCGCCUGAAGUUGUAGCGCAGACGCUCAAGGUCCCGGUCGAGUUUGUCGGGCAGUUGAAGAAGGAGAAGCAGAUAUUGAUCUAG
This is a messenger RNA of Colletotrichum destructivum, 1896 nucleotides long. Its product is annotated as Putative rmlC-like cupin domain superfamily, rmlC-like jelly roll protein. The transcript has 4 exons. The record is from RefSeq and is a predicted model, not a curated record. NCBI's taxonomy places the organism in Eukaryota, Fungi, Ascomycota, Sordariomycetes, Glomerellales, Glomerellaceae. Gene Ontology annotation, biological process: oxalate metabolic process. Bases 610 to 1896 code for a protein of 428 amino acids.